This is a messenger RNA of Lotus japonicus, 705 nucleotides long. RefSeq lists its product as uncharacterized. The record is from RefSeq and is a predicted model, not a curated record. The coding region runs from base 1 to 705 and encodes 234 amino acids. The transcript has a single exon. Gene Ontology annotation, molecular function: RNA-DNA hybrid ribonuclease activity; nucleic acid binding. NCBI's taxonomy places the organism in Eukaryota, Viridiplantae, Streptophyta, Magnoliopsida, Fabales, Fabaceae.
AUGUUGCAGCAUGAUGAUGCCCUCGCUGCCUCGUUUGCCAUGUUGCUUUGGGCUAUAUGGAAGCAACGUAACAAGGUAAUGUUCAAUAACGCAGAAGCUGACUUGUUUGGCACACAUAGAAUGGCAGUCGAGCUCUUGAGUGAGUGGCAACAAGCGGGACACAAAGGGUCAGAACAAAGGUAUGCACAGGAUGAUAACUCAACAGCUUCAAUUGUGGGAUGGAAAACGCCACCUGUUGGUGCUAUGAAGAUCAAUAUUGACGCUGGAUGGACAGGAAACGACGGGUUGGGCAUGGCAAUGGUGAUACGGGAUCAUGAGGGAACUUGUAUGUAUGCUGAGACAGCCUUUCUUGAGAACCGAUUAGAACCGACAAUGGCGGAAGCAACAGCUCUUAGGUGGGCACUUAAUCGUGCUCAGGCUUUGGAGUUGGAUAAUAUAAUCUUUGAAUCUGAUGCUUUGACGGUGGUUAACAACUUUAAUAGUGGCCGGGGAAGGGCAGAGCUGGAACCAAUUCUACAAGACUGUCGGAUGCUUGCAACACAGUUUUCUGUUUUUAGACUUCAACAUGUUAAAAGGGAUGCCAAUAAAGUAGCUCAUAUCCUAGCUUCAAUAGCGGCAGAGUAUCCUAGCCAUUGUUGGUGGGAUAAUUUCCCUUCUCAAAUUCAAGCUGCGCUUUUAGCAGAUGUAUUUUCAGUUAUCAUUUAA